Molecule: messenger RNA, 4977 nt
Organism: Nasonia vitripennis (jewel wasp)
Lineage: Eukaryota; Metazoa; Arthropoda; Insecta; Hymenoptera; Pteromalidae
Product: ubiquitin-protein ligase E3C
Exons: 7
Coding region: 638-3841 (1067 amino acids)
Biological process (GO): protein polyubiquitination; ubiquitin-dependent protein catabolic process
Molecular function (GO): protein binding; ubiquitin protein ligase activity
Source: RefSeq, a predicted model, not a curated record
CUGUCGAUGUCUCAAGUUAUGCUACGUGUAUUGCCCAGGCACUAUGUGAUUAUUAACAAACGGACCAACGUGUAGUGUUAGAGGAAAAUGAAAUUUUUGUAACUUUACAGUGUCGUCGCUUGUAAGUACACGACGAAAAAAAGGCAUAUAGAUUCUGUAACGUAUACUUCCGUAUGCGAUUCGGAUGUCAACUCACGCGAAUGAGCGAUAUCGUAACGCCAUUGUACAACGAUCAGCUGUAGUCACGCUGUGUGAAAAGUCAGAGAAAAUGAUCUUCGGCUAAUUCAAUUGUAAAAGUCAAUUCGAAUACUCGCUAUAGCUGUAGCACGCGAUAUUUUACACGAUUUUUCUAUGAGAGAAAUGUGAGGUGUUUCAAAGCUAACCCCGAUCUCAUAUUUUGUAAACGUCGUUUUUAUUAAAUUUUUACACUCUACUCGUUGUUGAUUACAAAGGAUAUACCUUGAAAGUGAAUAGGACUUGGCUGUCGCAUCUAUGCCAUUGGGAAGCUUAGAUGUACAAACAUGUUCAGAGUGUCAAGACUACCUGAUAGACGUUUAGCAUACAUUUCCUAAACUUGUCGACUCAUUGUGAUUUCAAUGCAGUGUUGUUUUGCUGUUACGUCCAGUGUACAGUGACCAUGUACAGUUUUGAGGGAGAUUACAGGCGCAAACCCCAGCAGAACUUGGCGGGUGCCAGUCGAAGGGAUGAAAAAGCUGCUUUACUUCAGAAUGCUCAUCUUGAACGCUUAAAGCGAGAGCAGCAGCGCAACAGACACAAUGCCACUGUUAAAAUUCAAGCACAUGUGCGAAGCUUCAUUAUAAGACAGGCCAUCAAGAGGCAAGAAAGAGGCGAAUUCGAUGCAUUGAAGAAGACUGCCGGUAUAAAGCCUUUAAAUGUUGAUGAGUUGAUACCGUUUAUCAAGAAGUUAUUAUUUUUCUACAAUCACACACAUGAUGGCAACAGACUGGUGUGGCUCUUGCAACAUGUUCUGAAACUUCAAAAGGAAAUCAAAUUGCAAUCCACAUCCUCCAUAGAAUGGUUAUGGCGAAUAAGAUGGAUACUUAAAAUUUGCAUGCAGUAUAGCCUGCAAACUGUGCUAGAUGAUUCAGGGCAAUCCAUAGCGAUACCAUUCAGAAUUUUAGAAGUUUUUACAACCCCAGAAGAGACAGGAGGAGUUAUAUAUAUAGAUGUAGAUCCUGACUCACACCUAAAAGAUAUAUUUGCAUACUUAGUCAGGAACAAAUAUUUCGAGCAAGUGAAACAGCUGAUCGAUACAAAAGUUCCAUCUAAUUUGGAACCAUCGCCAAAGCCACCAACUUCAAUAGCUAAAUAUUUCUUGGAAAUGAUACAACGACCUUUAAGCAUUGUUAAUCGUAUGGACAAUGUCAAUGAAUUCUGUUUUUUGGUUUUACACAAAUUCUGUAAAAGUAUCUUGUCUCAAAAAUUAACCAACCAAAUAUCGGCGUUUAUCAUUCCUGCUCUCUUGGAAUUCAAAGAAUUUCCUUACGACAAGCUGAUCACUUGUAUAAACCGAUAUGAUUCGCAGCCAACUGUUAGCCUGUUAUAUUCUGUUCUUCAACUUGAACCUUCAGGAUACUCACCAGGCAAAUCGAAAAGUAGUCUCAUAAACUACCUUCAAGUUCUGGCCUCGUUGAGCUCGACCAUCAACCCACCGCCGAGUCAGCAAAAGCUGAGCAAUGAGCCGGCGGAUGCCUCGGACAGUGACAGCGACACAGAGAUGCUGGAGAGCGGUGAAGCUGACGCGAUUCGACGCUGCAUAGAGAUGUUGAACGAGGAACAUCGGGUACAAGGCAUCUUGAUGGCGGUCGACCAGAGCGAUGAGCCGAUCGUUAUGCAACCACUCUGCCAACUCUGCCACAAUCUUCUCAUCACCAACAAGAACGCCAUCCACAAAUACAAGUUGCUCUACAUGCUCGCCUUUAAGCCAGCUUUCCUACGCCAGCUCUGGGGCACCCUACUCACCGUUAGUCAGACCUCGCUUUUCGGCGGAUCCACUCCGUACCUGCACAUAAUCUCCAGGGGCAUCGCACUCUCGGCCGAGGAUACCUCCAGGAUAGUUCCCCUGCUUGCGGUAUUCUGCUCGCUGUUUAGUUUGCUCAUCGCCACGUUGCACGAUACCGAGUUCUUUAUCGAACCCUCGGGUAUGGAAUUGGCCCUGACGAAUAGCAACGUUGAUAAAGGACAGCAAGCGAUGCCUUUUACCACGUAUGACCUGGCUAUUCUCAGUUCACAUUUGAAAGGAGUUUGCUUGGGUUUGGUUGAGCUAGCUUUUCCCGAUACAAGACCCUCGGUGAGAGACGAUUACAAGACCGCAGUGCUUGGACCGUCGUCGUCGAUCUCGACUACUCCCCAAAACACUCAGAUGUGGACGCAUCUUUUCAAGGUGACUGUGGGUCUGCUUCGCCAGCUGCAUACUCGUGAUCUACGUCGACAGUUCUGUCCGGAUGGCCACUGGAUAGCUUCGAACAUCGUAAUCCCGAUGAACAAGCCCCAGGACUUUACACUCCGACGUCGUCGUCUGCGCAACUACGUCCCUUUCCAAGGCCUACGUGUUUUCACUCGCGAGGAGAUCGAAGACGGACCACCUCUCUCCACGAAAGAAGUCCGCACCUUGACUCUCCUUCGCGAGAUACCAUUUGUGGUGCCGUUCAACGAGCGCGUCAUUGUCUUCCAGUCGCUCAUCAACCGCGACAAGUGCGAACAGCAGGGCGAGUUGACGCACUUCAUGCAGGGCCCCUCGAUUCAUAUAUCUGUCAGGAGGAAUUAUCUCUACGAGGAUGCCUUCGACAAACUCUCGCCCGAGAAUGAACCUGAGAUGAGGCUCAAGAUGCGGGUGCAGCUAGUAAAUGCGGUCGGACUCGAAGAGGCUGGUGUUGACGGUGGAGGAUUGUUCAGGGAAUUUUUAUCCGAGCUUCUCAAGACAAGUUUUGAUCCGAACAGGGGAUUCUUUAGGCUUACAAAGGACAAUAUGUUGUAUCCUAAUCCGACAGUUCAUCUACUUGUCGAUAACUUUCCUAAGCAUUACUAUUUUAUAGGUAGAAUAUUAGGAAAGGCUUUGUAUGAGAAUCUGCUUGUCGAAUUGCCGUUUGCCGAGUUCUUCCUUUCGAAGAUCGUUGGGACACAAUCGGACGUGGACGUACAUCACCUUGCCUCCUUAGAUCCCAUAAUGUAUCGAAAUCUUUUGUAUCUUAAAAGUUACAAAGGUGACGUUACGGAUCUUGGUUUAGAUUUUACAAUCUUAUCAGACGAAUUAGGUGAAAGACGAGUGGAUGAAUUAAAACCUGGCGGCGCCAACAUUCCUGUUACAAAUCACAAUCGAAUAGAAUACAUACAUCUGAUGGCCGAUUAUAAACUCAAUAAACAGAUUCGGGCACAAUGUAACGCAUUUAAACAGGGAAUAGGCAACGUCGUACCUCUUGACUGGCUGCAGAUGUUCAAUAACAAGGAGCUUCAAGUGCUCAUCUCGGGUGCUCAAAUACCUGUUGACGUUAGCGAUCUCAAACAACAUACAAAUUACACAGGCGGCUAUGCUCCAGAGCAUCCAACAAUUAUUGCUUUUUGGAAGGUUGUUGAUGAAUUCAAUGAUCAACAGAAGAGCCAAUUGCUAAAGUUUGUAACAAGCUGCAGCAGACCACCUCUUCUUGGCUUUAAAGAAUUAGACCCACCAUUUUGUAUUCAGCACGCUGGAAGUGUUGAUCGACUACCAACGUCCAGCACAUGUAUGAAUUUACUAAAACUUCCACAAUUUCCGGAUGAAAAGACAUUGAGGGAAAAACUCCUGUAUGCAAUUCAAGCUGGUGCUGGUUUUGAACUCAGUUAAAGAAACUUAAUAAAAAUUUGAUUAUCAAGGAUUUUCAAGAUAUUCAAUUCGAUGUGCAGUUUUUUAACUUUACUUGAAAUGAAUACAAUUGAUUCAAUGCUUGAUUCUUAGACAUUAGUUACAUUUCUUAUUUAUUUAUAUACAUAAGAAAUAUUUUGCCAUGAAUUAUCAUAAUUAUGUUUUUUUUUCGUGAAAGGGUGUAUAAAUGAUUUUAGUGCAUAUAUUAAGUAGGCUGAGUUUGCAAAACACAUUGAAUUUUUAGCUUUGAAUUUUCGAAUGUUUCCUGCCAAUGGCAAAGGAAGUUUUACUGACUAUGUGUAAAUAAUUAUUUGUAAAAUAUUGAUGUGCAAAUAUUUUGGUAUCACGUAAACCUACGUGUACUUAUUUACUAAGAAUGUAGUAAAUGUCUAAUGAUAGCUUCUCAUUUAAUGUGUCUACAGUUAAAGUUUAAUUUUGAAGAACAGAAUGCGUACUGUUAAAGAUUAUAUUUAAUGUCUUCUCUUUUUGUAAAUAAAGCCAAAAUAUUGAUCAAUUGAGAAAGAAAUUCUGCUUAUUUCACGUGUGAUUUAUUUUAAAAUGACCUGUUGUGCCUUAUUGCUUUAUUGUAUCACAUUUCACUUAUAAGAAUCAGAACAAGUAUAUUUUAAAUUAAUGUGUUGAAGGGGCCAAAUUAUAUAAAUUAUUCAUGUAUGUAUAGAAUGGUCAUUAAAUUAAGUAGUAACUUGUAUUUUGGAUAAUUUUUAGUAAAUUAUCUUACACAUCAGGCUAAUGAAAAGCAAAAUAAAAUAUAAAUAAGUCAACAAAUACUGGAGAAAAGUUGAAAAGUAGGCAGUAGUUUUGACAAAAUCAAUUCUUUGAUAUAUAAAUAUGUGUAAAAUUUAUAAAAUCAUACCAAUAGUUUAUAAACUAUCUUUGGCAACGAUAUAUUUUGAACUUAAACUAUACAGAAAUACAUUUUUGUAAGACAAAAUUUCGUGGUUAAAAAAAAUUUACUGAAUUUCAGUAUUUAUAUUUGAUUAAAUGAAACGAAAAGCAGCAAAAAUAGAAUAUUUAUCGACAUAUAAGUUCAUGUAAAUGUGACUGUCAUAGCUAUAGUGUAAAAUAGAAAAUAAAAACAUGUUUUAGAAAUUAAAAAA